This is a messenger RNA of Phasianus colchicus (ring-necked pheasant), 9870 nucleotides long. NCBI's taxonomy places the organism in Eukaryota, Metazoa, Chordata, Aves, Galliformes, Phasianidae. The record is from RefSeq and is a predicted model, not a curated record.
UUCCUAUAAAAAGUCUCUGCUGGAAGAAGAGCUGUUUUUUGUUUAAAGUCCCUGAGCAUUUCAAACCCAAACUCACUCAUUUUAAUGUCCUGCACAUUAAAUGCUGUACCGCAGUGCUCAAGAUGUGCUGGUACUGAUGGGACAUUCUGCUGGUGUCCUCUGUUCAUGAAUUUGUCUUCCUCUCUGUAUAUAGAAAGAUUAAACUUCCGUUGGUUUUCAGUUUCAGUUGCUGGUGACAUGUAAACCGAACUGGGUGUUCUCCUUUUCCAACAGAGAGACUUUGCUAGAGAUGAUGCUGCUGGAAGUGAAUGGGACUAGACUCCAGUCACGUUGUGUUUGUCUUCAAAACGAAACCUAAUGUGUGGGGGCAAAAUACGGUGCUGUGUAACUGAAACUUGUUUCACAUGAAAUCAUUACUGUGAUGUGUGUUUGCUUAUCGCCCCGCCUUAGACUAGACAGGUUUGCUUCCUGUGAAGAUCAUCUGAGAAUGGAGAGAUGGGCAAAUCUCCGUGUUUGAAAGGAGGUUGUGACUCAGUCAGCGCUGUGAAACUUUUGACAGUCUGAAGAAGGUUAUGAGAACGGUGUAGUUCAGUAAAAUUCACUUCCUGCCAGGGCAGUUGUUGUCACUGUUUGUUUAUCACCAAGUCUGAAAGCCAAAAAGCAGUGUCAAAAGUUCAGUUGAUUAUGGGUGCAAGAGUGAGUAGCAGAGUUUGUGUGAAAGGCACAAGGGGAGACGGAUGUGCAGCAGCCUAGAAUUAAACCAAAACCACUAAAAUUUGGUAAGGGAAGGAGACUUUUCUCUGGUUCAGCAUGAUCAGAUUUCUCAACUGCCUCUUGCUGUCAUGUGGCCUUGGUAUUGUCUCCAGGGUGGUCUGUCCCUUUCCUACUCAUUGAUUUGUCUUUAGAGCCGAGAAAGCUGCUGCUUUCCUUUCCUACCCUCACUGCUCUUCAUGAGAAAUACUUCUCAUGAUGUUUUUCCUGCUGUUGUUCUCAAAUGGAUGGGUACACCUAUGCUGUCUUUUGUCCUGCCCAGUACAAACAACUUUUAUUCCCUCAUUGCUUGGCGUGGAACCAAGUGCUUGGUACCCAGAAGUGCCACCAGAAAUGGGAAAUACGGGCUUGGAUAAUGUAUGUUAAUGGGAAGCAUCCUUGCUUCAAGAUGGUUCACUCUUUACCAGAUGUAAAGCAAAGAAAGCGUUGUAGGCUACUAAGGGACCUGAUCAAUAUGAUACCUGUAAUAGUGCCAGAAUGAAAAAUCCCAAGCCCUUCUCCAUACGUAGCCGUCCUUACAGUGCAGAAUCUUGGAGAUUUCUCAUAUAACUCUUCGAUGGUUUUGACUGACUCUGCCAUAGGACAUACAGUUUAUUUGAACUUACAUGUAUAUUCUUUAUAGAAAUUGUUCUGAUUUGGUGAUGGAUUAAGUGGAGAGGUGCUCAUGGCUCCAGCUGUUCUGAGAGUAUGUAUUUUUUAAGGGUAUUUCCUUUCUGAACAUUUCCCUACCUGAGCAGAAAUUACGUUUAAAUGUAUUCAGACACGGUUGAAUGCAUCCUCCUGUUCUGCUUUGCCAGUGAUGCAUGGAGUGUUGCAGAGUUUUGUGCUUUGAAUAAUCAAACAGCAUACUAAACAAGGAAGCUGCCUUCUACUUGAAGGGAUGAGUCAAACAUUAGAUGGACUGACCUUUUAUUUUAUGUCUUAUGUGAGAUGUUUUACACUAGGGUUCUCAGAAAUGUUCUGGCAUUACUCAAUUUGUUUUUUUCCCCGCCUUCUUCUGCAGUGCUUGUUGGAUGAGUACUAGCCCUCAGUGUUACGUAGGCAAGGCAUAUAUAUAUACACACAUGCACACAAAUGUUCGGAAGUAAGGAUAGCAUAUAUGCCGUUUAUGAGCAGAGUUCAUCACUGCCAGAGGAACAAUUAUCCUUUGCUGUGAGGACACACCUGGAGAAGGUAGGACAUUAAAUGCCAAGUGCUACAUCUAGAGCUUUGGUGCUAGCAUUAUUAACCAGUAUCCAUGUGGGUGGCACAGAGUUAGGAUGUCCCAAAGGGUUGAAAGGAGUAGAACUCUGUCAGCACUUGCCAGAGGCAUGCUGCUGAGAGGAAGCUGUCCUCUAGGAUCAAAAGAGUGUAUUAGUUACAUGAUGCCGCUAGCCACGCUGAACAGCAGCUGCUGCUGUACUUUUCUAUGGAAGUGUUAAAGGCAAAAGCAGAAAGUCUGUGUCAGCAAACAUGAGAAUAAUGGGUGUGAUAUAAAGCAACUAGAUGAGCUGGGUCAGCUGCUCUGCAUGUCACAGUUCCAAAGCUCCCUGGAAGCAUGGUUGGGAACACAGGCUGGUGUUGCAGCAAACCAAAAUUUUGUUCACCUUUCUGCUCUCAGCUUUGCUGUUUACAGAAGAUUUUGCUGAUAUUUGGCCACAGAAGUUAAAAGUUUCUUCUGAGAUUCAGCUAAAGUUGUGGGCGGUCAGGAUCUCUGAUAGUUAGGAUGAUUAUGAAUAUGGAUGUUGUAACCUUAAGUGCUAAAGGACAGAUCCCAAGAAAAUGGGAAAUUCGUGCUUCCACUGCUUUUACAGAGCUUGGACAAUCUUCAGAGUAAAGAAUAUAUCUUUUAAAUUCUCAGCCAGAGUCUUUAAAAAAAGUGUUUUUUCAGGGAGGUAUUGGCUGAAGCUCUGAGUGCCGUCCAGGCAUAUUCCCUAUAGGCUUAUUGUUAACUUCAGUGGGAGACUCUGGGGCAAGUUCCCUGCGUGGCCUUGAAAAUUUCAGUGCCGGAAGAUGUUCGUGACCUUUUGGGCCAAGAAUCUAAGCACUGGAAAUUCAGGGCAAGGCUCUCCACCUAACAGUACUUUCAUUUAUUUUGUGAGAAAACACAUGUACGUACUUCUUUUCAGGAUAUUGUUGUUUGCUAAAGCACCCACGAGAAAAACAGGAGUCAGCAUUGAGUUUUUAUUUCUGAAAUACACUUCGGUGUUUAAUUAAAGACUCGAGCUUGUACCUGCAAGUGCAGUUUUCGUAAUGUAUGUUAAGAGACUAACAAACAUUAACAGUGCCCAAUACAGUCACUUGUUCAUUUUGACUGUUUAUUUGUCUACUUAAAGUUCUGUUGUAUUACAAGAAUGGCUGUAAAAGAUGUCCUGGCAUCAUUUGUUCUGCUCACCCUAAAAUGUACUAUUUUGCAUGCAAACAUUUGUUUUAUUCCAUGCAGGAGUAGCUCCAUAUAGAUACUAGCUCAUGAAAUCAGGAGAGCUGGACAAUGUUGUCCAAGAUUAAUCCUCUCUUAGGGAAAGAGGCUCUCGGGGAAUCCUUUGAUGGUCCAGUUACUUGUACUGAAAGUGAAGAAUUUUCUGCAGCUUCUUCAGAUUUUUAUUUUAAGAUUGAGGAACCAGACCACUUCAUGGCAUCUAACAUGAUGAGCAGGAGAGCACAGGAUGCUAAUUUAGUGGAAAGAGGUACAUCAGAUGGCAAAUAUGCUGACAAGGGUAACGUGCAAAGAAUAGAGGAUCAAAUCCAUCCAGCCUGCACGUUCACAACUUCCAUCUACAGCUUUUAACCUCUCUGCUAUGCUUGGCUCCUUUCCACUAGAAAUCAUAAUGACUGGAAGAGACGUGCACAGACUACUCUCCAUCCAUACCAAAAGACACGGUGGGACGCACUGAUUGCUGACAGUCUAGUUCAGUAACAUUGCUGAGUGGAAUACAGGUGAUGUAUUUUCAUAUACAGCUGUGUCUGGCUCCUGCUCAUACACAGGACUGAGGUCAAACAGCAGGCAGAAGGUGGAACAAGAUUUCCAGGUAAUUUGGGAAAGAGUUUAAAACAAUACAGCUACAGGUAGGGUCAGAUGGGAGGUUUUCAAACUGCCCCACCAACUCACAACAGUGUUACAAGUAUGGCUGCUGACUGGCUGCUGACUCAGCUUCUUGGGAAUAAGGCUGUGUAUUCAGGAGAUUUAAACCUCCAGUUUUGAAAGCACUUUCUUUUUCAUACUGUUUUUUAGUUUCAAAGCCUAUUGAAAAGGUUUGGUUGUUUUUAAAAUAAAAAUCAGACAGGUGUGAACAGGUGAAAGGGUUAUAAUGAUUUGAUCAAGUAUUAAGGAAGUUCAGCACAUGCAAUAAUCAGUUCUCAGAUAUUUGCUUUUCACCAUAGGUCUGAGUAUUUCAAUUGCUCACCAGUUCUUCUGCGGAGCAGCAAAAUGAGAAUUUCUGCUUCAUACAUGAAUACUGAACACAAUUGGGUCUCCAAACCAUUUUCUGCAUUAAAUCUGUGUCUCUGUCCAUUGUUCAUAUUCUUGUAGCUGUGAAGGUCAGUGACUGCAAAAAAGACAAGGUUUGGAGGGAGAGCCAAUAUUUUUCAUCUGGAGAAAAAGUAGAGAAGUUGUUAGGCACUUACAUCCUAGGUUUGAAAUGUACCAUGAUAAUGUCCAGUGGGAAAUUGUAUUUUUGUUUCCAAGGCUAUCGUUUGAAGAUUUUUCUUUCAUUUGCCCUUGAGAAGCAAGCCUUGUAGAUCAAUUGUAGAGCAGUUUUAAAACAACUAAGGAGGGCUCUGUGCGGGAGGACAGUGUAAUCUGUGUUUGUUUGGUUUCUCACAGGGAAUGCUGAUGACCUACAACUUUAAUGAGAGUAACAAUCAAUGGUUCCUAAUUGAGAUCAGUUUCCUAGUGUGCCUGAGGCAGUGACUUGCAGUCUCAGAAGGGAAGGCUUCCAAAUACUGUCAUUUCAGCAUGGGAACCAUUUAUUGAACUUAGUAGCAUGAUAAACUUUUUCAGUCAACCUUGUUACUGUUUAUGGGCAUGAUCUGUCUUCUGAGUUUCUUAAUCAUUUUUUUAUUUCUCCAUGCAAAAGAUGCUCACCACUUGUAGCAAAAGGUGAUGGCUGCUAAUAUUUAGCAUAACUACUGACAUACAUGUAUGAGGCAUGAAAAAUGGGUUGUGUGAUCACUUUUUGCUGUUUUCAGUGGGAGGAUGAGAAACAUCUGUCUUGAAUGUUCCAAGAAAAAAAAAAUCUCAGUAUGCAGUUUCAUGUGUGAAUCUGUGGUCAUCAGCAAGAUGGAAUGUGAUCUCUUGGGGAUGAUUGUAUCAUUUUUCAGAGUGAGGCAAAGAGGGCAAUGACUAUUGGAGGGUUUUGAGUAAUGGCUUUGUAACGCUUAAUGCAUUCCAUGUUUUGUUAGCUUUUGGUUUGUCUUAAUGUUUUUCCUGCUUAGGGAGGGGAAAUAUUCACAUGCCAGAAUGUCAUUCAUGUUUUAGCAUGUUAUGAAAAGACUGUCAUUCAUGUUCUAGCAUGUUAUGAAAACACCCUGGAGAGCCUAGAAUAGCCUGGAGAGAGACUCAGAAUAGCUGUAUAUAGCUUUUAAGCCCAGGUAAAAGUCAGUUGGUAACUCAUUUUGACAUAAAUUUGCAGAAUGUAAAGCCUUGAAAACACAGUGACAGAUAUCAGAUUAGAAUCAGAGGUGGGUCCACUCCUCCUGUGAGUGCCGUCCCCCUCUGCUGGUUAAAGAAAAACGUUAAAAGCUGAGAUUCAAUUUAGUUUUUACAUUUAUUUUAAUGAUCCAGAACUCUUCUGGAGAAGACAUACCUCAUCCCAAUAUACAAGGAAUUUCUAACAGGACUGGGCAGGGCAAGAUCCCUGUAAGCUCCUCAGAGGAAGAAUAUCGCCAUGCCUUUGUUGCCAUGCCUGAAAAAAAAGAAGCCACUUGGGUCUUUGGGAAAGAGUAUCUUUCAAAAACACAACCCACCUGUCCAGCAGAACUACCAGGCCUUGCUGGAGACGUGCUUGAGGAAUAAACAACUGUUCACUGAUGAGAGUUUCCCUGCUGACAUCAGCUCUAUUGGAACGGGAGCAAUAGUGAAGAAACUCCCCCGAAAUGUACAGUGGAAGAGGCCACAUGCUUUGCACAGAACUCCAGUAUUUUAUGCUGCGAACAGAAAGCAACUUGACCUCUGCCAAGGAUUAGUGGGGAACUGCUGGUUCCUGGCUGCUCUGCAAGCCCUAACAUUCCACCAGGACAUCUUAGCUGCAGUCGUGCCACAAAACCAGAGCUUUGAGAGGAAAUAUGCUGGCAUUUUCCACUUCCGGUUCUGGCACUUUGGUGAAUGGGUUGACGUGGUGGUUGAUGAUCGCCUGCUUGUGAACGAGGCGGGGGAGCUGGUCUUUGUUUCUUCAGUCUAUAAGAAUGUGUUCUGGGGAGCCCUUUUGGAGAAGGCGUAUGCUAAACUUUAUGGCUCCUAUGAAGAUCUACAGAUUGGGCAAGUUUCAGAAGCCUUGGUGGAUUUCACAGGUGGUGUUAAUAUAAGGAUCCAGCUUCCAGCAGCUCCUCCUGAUCUGUGGGAUAUCCUGACAAGAGCAACCUACAGCAGAUCUCUCAUGUGCUGUCAGACACAGUUAGGGGCAGCAAAGGUCUUGAAGAAUGGACUUGUUGCUGGCCAUGCUUACACAGUAACUGGUAUUAGAAAGGUGACCUGCCAAUAUGGACCAGAAAACCUAGUGAGACUGAGAAAUCCAUGGGGGAAAAUUGAAUGGAACGGAGACUGGAGUGACAGCUCUUACAAGUGGGAGUUGCUGAGCCCAAAGGAGAAAAUUUUGCUGAGGAAAAAGAAGGAAGAUGGAGAGUUCUGGAUGUCUCUGCAAGAUUUUAAGAUUCAUUUUGUAGACGUUGUGAUCUGUAAAUUAACUCCAGACCUGGUGAGCCAGGAAGAUGGGAAAAAGUGGAUGUAUUCCCUGAAGAAUGGGAGAUGGGUUAAAGGAAGCACAGCAGGAGGAAGUCUGGGAUUCUCCAAGGGCAUGUUUUGGAUGAACCCCCAGUACUGGUUGAAUAUUUUAGCCAGUGAAGACAGUAAGAGAAACCUGGGUUCCUGCAGUGUGGUUAUAUCCCUGAUGCAGAAACACAGCAGCAAACACCGGAACCGAGCUCCUCACCUCUUCAUUGGCUUUUCACUCUACAAGGUGGCCCUACAGCAAGAGGAAAUCAAUCAAAAGCUGCCUCCAGCAUUCUUCACCCGGCACCAGCCUGUGAACAAGCGCCAGGUCUUCCUUGAUGAACGGGAAGUGACUUGUGACUUCCACCUGGAGCCUGGUGUCUAUGUGAUUGUGCCAUCCACUCUGGAGCCUCAGCAGGAGUCUGAAUUCAUUCUACGUGUCUUUUCCAGGAAGCACAUCCUUCGGGAAAUGGGUGGGAACACCAGUUUCAUCCUCUCCAAGAAUAUCCUGAAGGAAAUUGUUGAUAGGUAUGAAGGCAAGAUCUGGGAGGACUUCUUCACAAAACAUUUUGAACAGAAUCCUGAAAUAAAUGCUGUUCAGCUCCAGAGGAUCCUGAAUAAUGUAUCUUGGAGACAUUUUUGGAGUUUUCACCUGAAUUUCAGUCUGGACGCCUGCCAGAGUAUCCUGGCACUCCUGGAUCUGAAUGCCACUGGCACGCUGAGUAUCCAGGAGUUCCGAGUCCUGUGGAAAAGGCUGCUUUUCUACAUGGAAGUUUUCCAGAAAAGAGACACUAACAGAUCAGGAAAGCUAGACCUGGUAGAACUGCGUGCAGCUGUACAGGAGACAGGCAUUUCACUCAGCAAUGAAGUCUGUAAUUUGAUGGCAAUCAGAUAUGGUGACCCUGACUUGAAGAUCAGUUUUGAGAGCUUCAUGUGUUUCAUGCUUCGAGUAGAGAUCAUGGGAGAGGCCUUUCGCAACUUAACACAAGAUGGUAAAGGGAUAUACCUGCGGGAAUCUGAGUGGAUGAUGAUGACACUGUAUUCCUGAAGGAGUUCUGCAAAGGAGGGGACAGCAAGACCUGUACUGCAAUAGGAAAGGCUACUUUCUAUCAACUUGCUGUGUACGUUGGAGUCUGGGCUCUUCUCUGCAGUUUACUUCAUAAGCAGUCUUCCCCUCAAGCAGACUUGACCUACUGACCACAGACCUGUUGCACUGAUAUUUUUGUAAUGAAUACGUUUAUUUGAGUCCUAUUGCACUUCAGACAACCCUUCUGAGAAGAGACUGCUGGAUGCCAACUGCUAUGGGUGCACCAUGGAGCAUAGAGGCUGAGUUGUUGGAAUCACCUAUUUAAUGCUAAUGUUACUGUGUUACUAUUAUAAUUUGACAUGUGCUGUGGCAGUAUCCAAAGGCUGUGCUUGAUGAUGCAGCUUUGUUGGGGCAUGUAACUCUGAAUCUAGGAGAGAAACAGCCCCUGCCUGAACUGUCUUGUCAUUUAAUAGAGAAAAUCCAUAUUCUGUAGUUGCUUGACCCAUGAUAGAGAGCUGGAGUCUGUGUGCUUGUCAGGGCAAGGGGUUGGGGAACUCUUCCUUGGCCAUGACUUGGAAAGAUCAUUUGCAAGCAUUCAAACCAUCUCUUUUGCUUUCAUGCAUCAGCAUAGCUCUAUUGAAGUGAACCUAAGGUGAUCUGACCAGUUUGUGGAUCAAGCCUCCAGCUCUUAGUUGAGAUGGAGCUUGUGAUGUUUGCAGAUUUAGUUAAGAGCAGGGGGUUAUCUCCACGAGUUGGAAAGCACAAUACAGUGAGAAAUAAAUGAAUCCAAUGUUAUCUUUAAAUCACUGGAGACUGGCGGGGAAUAGAUGUUCACUGUAGCAUAAUACAGACAGGAGCAGUCUGGCAAACAGACUGGUAAACCAUUUGGGUGUUUGUUGGUUCUUUUUGUGAAGCAGAAUGAGAUAGUGUUUAUGUGUGAGUUGUUAACUGAUUCAGGCACGUACAGGCUGUAGUGUUAGAGAACACACUUGAGGCUAUUCCCACCAGACUCUGUGUUGAAGUUAGUUGAUGCAUCUCUCUGUAGGACCCUUCUUCAUUUUCUUACUAUUUAUUUAUUUGGCCUGGAAAUUUCCACAGUAAGUGCCUGUUACAGGUUGCUGCUUUGGCUUUUGCAUUCCAACGGACAGCGCAAUUGUUCUUUCACUUGUGCACAGUCUCCUUAGACCACUGAAUGCAACAGGGUUCUAAGCAGGAAUUAUUAUAUAAUGGAAGAAGAUACUGUAGUGCCUUUGUGGGAAGGAGUUGUAACAAGUUUGCAUAGGCUUAUGCCUAUACAUGAACCUGAGCUCAGGGAUGUGCUUCCUACUGCACUGAAGCCUGUGCAACAAGCGUAUUUAGAGAGAAACUCCAUUGUCUAUGUGUUCCAAAUCAGGAGGCAUUAAACAGCACAAACAACAGUGUGCUCUUUAUUCGCCAGAACAACCUGUUCCUAAGAGUAUUAUUUUCAUGCUCUUUUUAUGAGAAAACUGUUAGAACCAGAUAAAUAGCUGUAUUUUUCGCUGUUUAUAACAUGGCAUAUUUACCACUUAUUGUGCUGUGUUAUUGUCUGUCACUGGAGCCCAAGGGUUCAGAACUGUGGGGCAUAACAAGUCAGAAGGAGCAGGGACAUCCAGGAUCCUUGAGCACAUGUCAUGGUGCUAUCAUCUUGCUGGGCUCGCAAAGAGGCUAUUACAUUACAAAGCAAUGCCCUUUCCCAGUUGCCAUGCCUCUGUUCCCUUUUGUGACUUGCAGCUGAACACAAUGGAGCAAACUAAAUAAGCCUGAUUUAAUUUGCACUCAGCUCAGUGGGUGAUGUUAUAAACACUGAUUUACUACAUGUAGGAACAGCACUAGAAGAACCAAAAAGGUUGUAGGAGAGAACAUAGGUCUUGCUCUAUCAGCGUGCUCUGAAGGAGAUGAACCCAAUGAGGGUGGCCCUAGGCUGACAUGAGUGUCAGCGUGCAGAGUUCUCAGCAGUGCUCUGCUGGACAUGAUGAGAAGUAAAUCUGUCAGUCCCAACUGGGUUUGCAACACAGUGCUUGUUGUCAGUGCUGCAGGAAGCAUUCGAGGCCAGAAGGAUGCUGGACAAAGCUUCAGUAGCCACUGCCCCCAGCCUUGUGCAGAACUGUGGUGCAGGACACCCAGUUUCACGUGACAGUUCAUUUCA